This is a messenger RNA of Umbelopsis ramanniana AG, 2232 nucleotides long. RefSeq lists its product as uncharacterized. The transcript has 3 exons. Lineage: Eukaryota; Fungi; Mucoromycota; Umbelopsidomycetes; Umbelopsidales; Umbelopsidaceae. The record is from RefSeq and is a predicted model, not a curated record. Gene Ontology annotation, molecular function: mRNA binding. The coding region runs from base 225 to 2021 and encodes 598 amino acids.
AUUUUGGUCGUGACUCUUUCCGUUGGUCGGGUCAUCACAAAUUUUAAAAAAGCGACGUAGGCCAAAGGGUUUUUCUCUCAUUCUCCCUCUGUCUGCAUUUUGUUUUUUCAAAUACCCUCCCCCACCACUUCAUUAAUUGCCAUCUACAGCACUUCAUCCUGGCAUCUUUCAACCCGGUACCACCUCCCACUUCUCCCACGUUUUCUGACUUGCGACACACGCCAAUGUCCCCAGGCUCGUUGCCAACUGUCUCUCCGCUGACAAGUAGUCUGUACAACGUAAUGAUGAAUCAAAACAAUAGCCAAACUCCUCAGUCCAAUGAAGAAAUUUCUACUAUUUUUGUCGUAGGGUUUCCUGAUGACAUGCAGGAACGGGAAUUCCAGAACAUGUUCAUCUUCUCGCCAGGUUUCGAGGCGGCUACUCUCAAAGUCCCGAGCAAAGACCAAGAAGAAGAGAUGGGCUUGAACACCCCAACUACCAAUACUGUCUUGAGCGUAACUACACCUACGACCCCUUCAACGGCUGCUAACAACAAUGCUCGCAAACAAAUUAUUGGAUUUGCGAAAUUUCGUACUCGAGUCGAAGCGUUGGAAGCGAAGGACAUUUUGAGUGGACGCAAAGUCGAUGCCGAGAAAGGGUCGGUUUUAAAAGCAGAAAUGGCUAAAAAGAAUUUGCAUACCAAACGUGGUCUUUCCAGCGAUCAACAACAAGCAACUGCGACAGCGAAUCCACCCAGUGCUGGUUUCCCAAUGGCUCCACAGGCCAUUCAUCCUCAAAAGCGAUUCCCAGGAAACCCGUCGUCGGCUUACGAAGCAUUUUAUUCGGUGCCGGCACUGCCUAGUGACUUACUGUCACCCAACGAAUAUCCGUAUGACUUUUACUCGGACGUAUUUUCCCCCAGUACCCCUACUGCUUCUGCAUUCAACGAUCCGUCGUUUGUCUCACGUGCCCAGUCAUUUGAUGCUCGAUCCUCUUCUGCGGCAACCGAUACUCUUGGCGGAUUGAACAACACUUCUAAUGGAAAUGGAGGCCUGGUGUCAUCCUCUUCGGCCCGUACUCCUAUUGGGUUUAAUCCCGGUCAUCGAUUCUCCAAAGGGUUGAUUGAUUUGGAAAAUGAUCCUACCCAUCCUCUCAGUUAUUUAUCCAAGUCUACGCCGGUUCAAAGUGAUCGUGGAUUUAGCAGUAUUGCUUUGUUCGGCAGCUCAGCUUUGACCAAUGGAUUGAAUGGUGCUCCACAGCAAAGCAUUAGUAGUGUCUUGGACGAAGCUUCACCCAAUCCACAAGCAGGGCAGACGAGUCAACGUGAGACGCCACAACAGCCUCCCACCGCCCGAUUUGGGUCUCUCAGCAUUAACACUAGCCCGGGCGUCCAAAAUGCAGGCAACACCAAUUCUUCAUCCACGGCAGGAACCAAUGGGUUGCCUUCACCUGGUCUUAGCUCGCCUGGGUAUCGUGGGGUGACUAUGAUCCCAGCUCAAAAUCCCGCUGAUCAAAACCCACCUUGCAAUACUUUGUAUGUAGGUAAUUUACCUCCUAAUACCAGUGAAGAUGAACUCAAGGCGUUGUUCUCAAGAUGCGUUGGAUAUAAACGCUUAUCAUUUCGCAACAAGCCCAAUGGCCCAAUGUGCUUUGUUGAAUUCGAGGAUGUCGCCUGUGCAGCGCAGGCGCUGAAUGAUCUUUAUGGCAACCCUCUUAGCAAUUCUGUUAAGGGAGGCAUCCGACUCUCCUACAGCAAGAAUCCUUUGGGCGUACGUCAAAAUCCAACUAGCAAUAGCAAUAAUAACAGCAAUAACAGCAGCACCUCAACCAGCAAUAACACCAGUAGCACAAUCACAACCAGCAACAUUAUUAACAGCAUCAACAGCACUAGCAAUAUAUCUAGCAACAACGGUAUUCCCAUUUCCAUGAUGAACGGUAGUAACAACAAUCAACAUAAUAGCUUUGGAUUCAAUCCUAUGGUUGGAGGCUUUUCUUUCUCUGACAGACGUGAAAGCUAUAGCUUCGACCCACAGCUGUCAUAAAAACCCCUCUUCCCCCAAAAAAAACCAAAGAGUAUAGGACGGACGACGUUGGACUUGUAUACCGAAGCGAAACCCACACCCCCACCCUCAAUGUACUUCUUGCCUCUUCACCACUUUUCCCUUUUCUUCUUUUUUAUUUUGUAUACACAACAAGCACACCCCACCCAAUUUUUUUUCCCUUCUUCUUUCUUUCCUCCUAUUUUAUUUUAUA